AUGUUUGUUGACCAAAUUUUAGCGCAGAUUAAGGAUGAACACUACCUUAAAUGGCCUAGGCCGUUACACUCGUCACCCAACGUGCAUGACAAGAGAAAAUACUGCCGUUUCCACAAGGAUCACAUACAUUACAUAGAGGACAACAGAGACUUGAAAGAGCAGAUAGAAGAACUCAUACAAAAAGGGAAUUUGCAGAAAUUCGUAAAUAAGGGAGGUUCCAGUAGAUCCAGGGACGAUAACAAGGGUCAAUGCGAAGCUUUUCAGAGGGACAAAGAUCACAUACCCCUCCAUCCACCAAGUACCAUAGGGGAGAUAAAGACAAUCACAAGAGGAUCGUCUACAGGGGGAUCAUUCAAGUCCCUCAGGAAGUCAUACCAGAGGCAAGUGAACAACAUUCAUAAGAUGCCACCUCUGAAGCAAAGGCGGACGGACCAAGAUAUUCUAUUCUCGGAGGAAGAUGCCAGAGGAGUGAAACAGCUUCAUGAUGACCCAUUGGUUAUUAUGCUCAUGAUUGAAGGAUUUAAUACCAUAAGGGUUUUGGUAGACAACGGGAGCUCAGCAGAUAUCACUUACCUCUCUACCUUCUAG
Quercus lobata is the source of this 588-nucleotide messenger RNA. RefSeq lists its product as uncharacterized. The transcript has a single exon. NCBI's taxonomy places the organism in Eukaryota, Viridiplantae, Streptophyta, Magnoliopsida, Fagales, Fagaceae. Bases 1 to 588 code for a protein of 195 amino acids. The record is from RefSeq and is a predicted model, not a curated record.